UGACUAUAGACACUACUCUUAUCAGCGUGCCGGUGUUAUAUCUUUGUUCCACAUGUUGCAAGUUUUCAAAUAAUUGAAGACAAAUAUUUAAAUGAUAAAAAUGUUUUCCUAUUUUCUGAUGAUGGUUUUAUAUGUGAUGGGCUAUGUGUAUAGUGAUCAACCUGCAGAAUUGGCUUACCAAAGUCUGAAGGAUGAAGUUCAUUUUUUACGUGAAAGACUUGGAGCUGUUGAAGCAGAACUCAUGAAGAGGCAGAAAGAGACUGACUGUAAUAGCCCUGGGAAAAGAUUUGUAGAAGAACAGGAUAUUGAAACGGAGGUUAUUCGGCUUCGAGGAGAAGUUAAUAAAAUGAGGCAAGAAAUGGGAAGUACUUAUGUAAGAUGGGGAAGAACAACAUGUCCGGGAAAUACGACUCUAGUUUACAAAGGUUACAUGGGUGGAAAUGUCUACACGGAUAACGGGGGCCCUGCAAAUUAUCUUUGUUUACCAGAAGACCCUACCUGGGGGAAAUAUGAAGACGGAAUACAGAAUGAAGGAAACAAAAUAUACGGCUCUGAGUAUGAACAUCAUGGAAACUUCAAUCCGUUUGAUAAAAACAUGAUGGACGAAGAUGUCCCAUGUGCUGUUUGUAGCACGAAGCGGUCGAUGAAUAUCAUGCUUCCAGCGAGGACACAAUGUCAUACCGGAUGGCAUCUUGAGUACACGGGUUACUUGAUGACUGUUUCGUCAGGACACCCUGCAGCGGGAGAGUAUAUCUGUAUGGACGGUCACCCUGAAUCAAUUCUGCAUGGGAGCGCAAAUACGAAUGGAAAUGUUCUCUAUUUAGUUGAGGCAGUUUGUGGGACUCUGCCUUGUCUACCGUAUGUUGACGGAAGAGAACUCACUUGUUCUGUUUGCAGCAAAUAAAUCUAUCAGAUUAAAAAGACUUAAAUGUUAAUAGUCUCA
Molecule: messenger RNA, 943 nt
Organism: Mercenaria mercenaria
Lineage: Eukaryota; Metazoa; Mollusca; Bivalvia; Venerida; Veneridae
Product: short-chain collagen C4-like
Exons: 6
Coding region: 92-904 (270 amino acids)
Source: RefSeq, a predicted model, not a curated record